CCAUUCGAGGCUGCGGAUCGGUCGGUCUGGUUGUGUUUUCCCCUCUCUGCCGGUUAUGGCCGCGGCCGUCGCUAUGGAGACAGAUGAUGCUGGGAAUCGACUUCGGUUUCAGUUGGAGUUGGAAUUUGUGCAAUGUUUAGCCAACCCAAAUUACCUUAAUUUUCUUGCCCAAAGAGGUUACUUCAAAGACAAAGCUUUUGUUAAUUACCUUAAGUACUUGCUUUACUGGAAAGAACCAGAAUAUGCCAAGUAUCUAAAGUACCCUCAGUGUUUACACAUGCUAGAACUGCUCCAGUAUGAACACUUUCGAAAGGAGCUGGUGAAUGCUCAGUGUGCGAAAUUCAUUGAUGAACAGCAGAUUCUACACUGGCAGCACUAUUCCCGGAAGCGGAUGCGUCUUCAGCAAGCACUGGCAGAGCAGCAACAGCAGAAUAACACAGCAGGAAAAUGAAGAGCUGGGACAGACCAGGCUCUUAGGACAUGUAUAUAAUGUAUUGCUAUGUACAGUACCGAUAAAAGGUUCUUCCUGCCCACCUUCAUUAUGGUAGCACUCAGAGCCGUUAGUAUUAUUUUUGGCCAGCAAACUUUAUAUUGUUAAUAGAUUAUUUCUGUUAAACCAGAA
This is a messenger RNA of Arvicola amphibius (Eurasian water vole), 622 nucleotides long. RefSeq names its product mediator complex subunit 31 (gene Med31). NCBI's taxonomy places the organism in Eukaryota, Metazoa, Chordata, Mammalia, Rodentia, Cricetidae. The transcript is spliced from 4 exons. Gene Ontology annotation, cellular component: core mediator complex; mediator complex. Gene Ontology annotation, molecular function: transcription coregulator activity. The record is from RefSeq and is a predicted model, not a curated record. Gene Ontology annotation, biological process: regulation of transcription by RNA polymerase II. The coding region runs from base 56 to 451 and encodes 131 amino acids.